AUGAGUGCUCCUACGAAUAAUCAAGAAGUUCCCACACAAGGCCAUCAUGAGCCACAUCACUCUGAUGAAUUAUCACUUCCUGAAUAUACCAACCAAGACCCCAAUCCCCAAUAUAUUCCUGAACAACAAACCAUCGAAGAAGAUGCUCCUAAUCAGCACGAGUUCGAAAGUGAACUUGAACGUUUGCACUCGAACGAAACUCAAAGGUCAAAUUCUGGUCACAAUGGUCGCCCUGUAUCGACCGCCUAUUCGACCGCUUCUACUGCCUCUCACAUGAGUGUUGAAGAUCAGGAUCAAAUUUUGAAUGCAGAAAUGUCUGUUCAUUCUCAAUCUCUUCGUCGUCGUGGCACGAACAGAAGCAUUCGUAGUUCUAUGCGUCGUUCUAAAAGAAGCGCCAGCCGAAAAUCAAACAAGUCAUCCAAACAUGACAACAUUGAGGAGGAAAAGUUUCCCAACCAUGAUGAUGAACACCAAUUGGAUAAUUUCGGUCUUGUUGAGUUCAGUACUGAGUCUGCCAUCAGGGCUCCAGACAAUCCUAUCCAUAUUUUCGGAAGAAUGUUCCAAGUCAUUCAAAGACAAAGUUUUUUCAUUCGUUCCAUGAUUUAUAUUCUUCCCUUUGCAGUCUUGUUGCUGAUUCCCAUCUUUAUCGGUCGUUUUUAUCACCUCAAAACAAAUGACGGGUACAAUAAUCAGAUUCGCUGGAUCCAUAUUGGCGGUGUUCAGUUGAUGUGGAUGGCUAUUUGGUGGGAAAUUAUUUGGCUCAGUUUAUGGGCUGGUCGCUUUGCUGCAAAGCUACUUCCCUUCAUUUUUGCAUUUAUCGUAUCUUUUGUCAGCAACAAUGUUACAAAGUGGAAAUGUAUGGCAAUAGCUUUGGAAUUUCCUUUGACAUUGUUCCUAUGGAUGAUGGCCUGUUAUGUAAGUUUCCUCCCCAUCAUGACUCGGCACCAUGUCGGGGACGGCGGUGUGUUGGACGUGCAAAUGACGGCUCAAGGAAAACGUACUCAGCUACAGUGGGAAAAGAGUGCAAACAAUGUUCUGAUUUCCCUUUUUAUUUGCUCCAUUAUGAAUUUGGUUGAAAAGUUUUUAAUGCAGCUCAUUGCAAUGUCUCUACACAAACGCCAGUACGAAUCUAGAAUUUUGUUUAACAAAUUUGCAAUUAACGAGUUGGCUCACCUAUACGAUUAUGCUAGGACUCGCUCCUUUGAUUUUAAUGAUGCCAUUCAACGUGCUAAAAAGACUGGUCUCUUCAACUUUGCAGAAAAGGACCGUGGUGGAAAGACCGUAAAUACUGCAGCUCGAGUUGCUCAGAACGCUUUGAAUCAGACAACUUAUCGGGCAAUGGGUGCUUUUAAUUUCGCUCAUGAUAUGAUUAAUAAGGUUGCUGGUGAAAUUUCUAACCGUGAAAUUCAAGGCUCUACGUCCCCCAGAAAUGUUGUUCAGCAUUUGCUGAGAACUACUCGAGGCUGUCAGUCGUUAGCUCGUUGUCUGUUUCAAGCUCUGGUGAGACCUGGUAACAUUGAUAUUGUGUAUGAUGAUUUCGUCCCGGUUUAUAGAAACGAAUUUGAUGAAGUAGACCAAGAAAAGCUAAACGCAUGUUAUAAUAUCUUUGAUCGUGAUUUGAAUGGCGAUAUUACUUGUGAAGAGAUUGAACUAGCGAUUGUGGAGAUUGGAAAGGAACGAAAAAUCAUAUCGGCUUCUCUUCGUGAUCUGAAUGUAUCCAUCGGCAAACUAGACGCAAUUUGCAUGUUUUUUGUUGCUUUAAUUACUUUGUUCAUUUUCCUUUACUUGAUCGCUCGUAACUUUAGUGGUGUCUUAACUUCUGCCGGUACUUGGUUGUUGGGUCUUUCUUGGCUCUUUUCUAGCUCUGCAGUUGAAUUGCUUAAUUCCAUCAUUUUUGUAUUUGUUAAGCACCCUUACGAUGUCGGUGACCGAAUCAGCGUCUUGAUUAAUGGCGUUGUGACCCCAGCAAUGGUGAAAGAAAUCGCUAUUAUGUCUACAGAAUUUCGUUUGCUGACAGGUGAAAUUGUUCAAGCACCAAACAAUUUGCUUAACACACUAUGGAUCACGAACAUGCGUCGUAGUGAUGGGAUUUCCGAUCCAAUCACCGUUAGUCUGAAAUUUGGUACUACGUUGCAGCAAAUUGAGGCUCUUCGUGUGAAGCUGAUUGACUUCCUAAAAGAGGAAAAACGAGACUACAAGCCGGAUUUGCUUACUGAGGUAACUGACUUUCCCAAUCUGUACUCCAUGUCCUUGCUUGUAGUUUUUUUCCAUAAAUAUAACUUUCAAGAUGAGAUUCUGAGAAUGAGACGCCGUAACAUGUUUAUGUGUGCUUUGAUGACUUACCUUCAAGAAUUGGAUAUUGUGUCUCCAAUUAACAACGCCCCGGGUAAGACAAAAGAGUCACCUAUGUUCAUCAACGUUGGCAAUGGUGCCGCCGCCUUUGGAUCAAACCCAUUUGAUAAAACAAACGGAAAUAGACCAAGCGAAGGCCCACACGGAAUUUUAAGGAAUACCUCUGUACGCCAGCCUGUUCCGGAGGAAUCUUCAAGCUCCACUGACGUAGCUGAUAUGGAAAGACAACCUAGUAAGAAGCGCGUUGAUUUUUCGUUGGGAACUUCUCACAUAGUGAGUGCGAUGGAUGACAUUACUGAUAUAGGGAGCAGCGAUUUAAAUCGUGAACGUCUUCCUGACGUUGUUAUUGAAAGCGCUGGCACUGAUGCUAUGCGUCGUGAGACGGAAUUACGUAGACAACAGCAAGAAGAGGCAGAAGAAGAAGAAGAAGGAGAAGAGAACAAAGAAGAAAAUGAUGGAUCUGAAAGGUCUUCCCGAAGAUCUGGUCGCUUCAGUCUUUCGUCUCGUCGAAACCGCAACUCUGGUCGGGCUAGUGCAAAUACUUCGCCGGGUUUACGCAAUGUUGCUGUAGACGAUAUGAGGACUUCUCUGAUAGGUCAAAGUACCACUAGAUCUGCCCAUCUUUAA
This is a messenger RNA of Schizosaccharomyces osmophilus, 2979 nucleotides long. It is a transcript of the gene msy1, whose product is annotated as MS calcium ion channel protein Msy1. Gene Ontology annotation, molecular function: calcium ion binding; calcium channel activity. The record is from RefSeq and is a predicted model, not a curated record. The transcript has a single exon. Lineage: Eukaryota; Fungi; Ascomycota; Schizosaccharomycetes; Schizosaccharomycetales; Schizosaccharomycetaceae. Gene Ontology annotation, cellular component: membrane. Gene Ontology annotation, biological process: calcium ion transmembrane transport; intracellular calcium ion homeostasis. Bases 1 to 2979 code for a protein of 992 amino acids.